This is a messenger RNA of Solea senegalensis (Senegalese sole), 4389 nucleotides long. RefSeq names its product cytoplasmic FMR1 interacting protein 1 (gene cyfip1). Gene Ontology annotation, cellular component: SCAR complex; neuron projection; synapse. The coding region runs from base 245 to 4006 and encodes 1253 amino acids. The transcript is spliced from 31 exons. NCBI's taxonomy places the organism in Eukaryota, Metazoa, Chordata, Actinopteri, Pleuronectiformes, Soleidae. Gene Ontology annotation, molecular function: small GTPase binding; RNA 7-methylguanosine cap binding. The record is from RefSeq and is a predicted model, not a curated record. Gene Ontology annotation, biological process: axon guidance; lamellipodium assembly; regulation of translation.
GAAGGAAGUGAAGAAGAGGAGGAAGUGAAGAACUCGGUGUUCUCCUCCUCCUCCACCUCCUCCGCCCAUGACCAGGAAAAAAUUGCAAACAUUCCUGUGAACGACGGCCGACACUAACCCGUCUUUCCCGGCUCUGCAGAGGAAUCACUGCCCGGCUUUAUGGUUCGUUAGGCCGCGGAGAGACCGCACACGUUUCCCCUGAAAAACCUCCAGCACCAGGAGCAGCAGCAGCAGCAGGGGCGUCAUGGCGUCCACUGUGACUUUAGAGGACGCUCUGUCCAAUGUGGACCUGCUGGAGGAGUUGCCACUGCCUGACCAGCAGCCGUGCAUCGAGCCGCUCCCCUCCUCUGUCAUGUACCAGCCAAACUUCAACACAAACUUUGAGGACAGAAACGCCUUUGUCACCGGCAUCGCCCGCUACAUCGAGCAGGCCACUGUCCACUCCAGCAUGAAUGAGAUGUUGGAGGAGGGGCAGGAGUACGCCAUCAUGCUGUACACCUGGAGGAGCUGCUCACGUGCAAUACCACAGGUGAAAUGUAACGAACAGCCCAACAGAGUGGAGAUCUACGAGAAGACGGUGGAGGUUCUGGAGCCUGAAGUCACCAAACUCAUGAACUUCAUGUACUUCCAGCGCACGGCCAUCGAUCGUUUCUGCGGCGAGGUCCGUCGCCUGUGUCACACCGAGCGCAGGAAGGACUUUGUGUCAGAGGCGUAUCUGAUGACGCUUGGGAAGUUCAUCAACAUGUUUGCUGUGCUGGACGAGCUGAAGAACAUGAAGUGCAGCGUCAAGAACGAUCACUCCGCCUACAAACGAGCUGCUCAGUUCCUCAGAAAAAUGUCCGAGCCCUCGUCCAUCCAGGAGUCUCAGAAUCUGUCCAUGUUCCUGGCAAACCACAACAAAAUCACUCAGUCUCUGCAGCAGCAGCUUGAAGUCAUUAACGGAUACGAGGAGCUUUUAGCCGACAUCGUUAACCUGUGCAUCGAUUACUACGAGAACAAGAUGUACCUGACGCCCAGCGAGAAACACAUGCUGCUCAAAGUGAUGGGUUUUGGUUUGUAUCUCAUGGACGGAAACAGCAGCAACAUUUACAAACUCGACGCCAAGAAGAGAAUCAAUCUGAGCAAGAUCGACAAGUUUUUCAAGCAACUGCAGGUGGUUCCUCUGUUUGGUGACAUGCAGAUCGAGCUGUCGCGUUACAUCAAGACCAGCGCUCACUUUGAAGAGAACAAAUCCAGGUGGACGUGCACGUCCAUAUCCAGCAGUCCUCAGUACAACAUCUGUGAGCAGAUGCUUCAGAUCCGUGAUGACCACAUGCGCUUCAUCUCAGAGUUGGCUCGCUACAGCAACAGUGAGGUGGUGACAGGAUCAGGACGUCAGGAGUCUCAGAAGACAGACUCUGAGUACAGGAAGUUGUUUGACUUGGCUCUGCAGGGCAUGCAGCUGCUCUCUCAGUGGAGCGCUCAUGUCAUGGAAGUGUAUUCCUGGAAACUGGUUCAUCCAACAGACAAAUAUUCCAACAAAGAGUGUCCUGAUAACGCUGAGGAGUACGAGAGAGCCACGAGAUACAACUACACCAGUGAGGAGAAGUUCGCCCUCGUCGAGGUGAUGGCGAUGAUAAAGGGCCUGCAGGUGUUGAUGGGUCGUAUGGAGAGCGUGUUCAAUCACGCCAUCCGUCACACCAUCUACUCUGCACUGCAGGACUUUGCUCAGGUGACGCUCAGAGAUCCUCUCCGUCAGUCCAUCAAGAAGAAGAAGAACGUGGUGCAGAGCGUCCUCCAGGCCAUCAGGAAGACGGUGUGUGACUGGGAAACGGGCCGCGAGCCUCACAACGACCCAGCUCUGCGUGGAGAGAAAGAUCCUAAAGGAGGAUUUGACAUCAAGGUUCCUCGCCGCGCUGUCGGGCCGUCCAGCACUCAGCUGUACAUGGUGAGGACGAUGCUGGAGUCUCUGAUCGCUGAUAAAAGCGGCUCAAAGAAGACUCUGCGCAGCACUCUGGAAGGUCCCACCAUCCUGGACAUCGAGAAGUUCCACCGCGAGUCCUUCUUCUACACUCACUUGCUCAACUUCAGCGAAACCCUGCAGCAGUGCUGUGAUCUGUCCCAGCUCUGGUUCAGAGAGUUCUUCCUGGAGCUCACCAUGGGUCGCAGGAUCCAGUUCCCCAUCGAGAUGUCCAUGCCCUGGAUCCUCACAGACCAUAUCCUGGAGACCAAGGAGGCUUCUAUGAUGGAGUAUGUGCUGUAUCCUCUGGAUUUGUACAACGACAGCGCUCACUACGCUCUGACCAAAUUCAAGAAGCAGUUUCUCUACGAUGAGAUUGAAGCAGAGGUGAACUUGUGCUUCGAUCAGUUUGUUUAUAAACUGGCUGAUCAGAUUUUUGCUUACUACAAGAUUCUGGCAGGAAGUCUUCUGCUGGACAAACGUUUGCGAGCCGACUGUAAGAACCAGGGCGCCAACAUUCCCUGGCCCGCCUCCAACCGCUACGAGACACUGCUGAAGCAACGUCACGUGCAGCUCUUGGGUCGCUCCAUUGACCUGAACAGACUCAUCACUCAGAGAGUUUCUGCUGCUCUGGCCAAGUCUCUGGAACUCGCCAUCAAUCGCUUUGAGAGUGAGGACCUCACGUCGAUCAUGGAACUGGACGGUCUCCUGGAGAUCAACCGUUUGACCCACAAGCUGCUCAGUAAGUUUCUGACCCUGGACAGUCUGGAUGCCAUGUUCCGCGAGGCCAACCACAACGUGUCUGCUCCCUACGGCCGCAUCACACUGCACGUCUUCUGGGAGCUCAACUACGACUUCCUGCCAAACUACUGCUACAACGGCUCCACCAACAGGUUUGUGAGGACCAUCCUGCCCUUCUCUCAAGAGUUCCAGAGAGACAAACCACCCAACGCUCAGCCUCAGUAUCUGUACGGGUCAAAGACGUUGAAUCUGGCCUACAGCAGCAUCUUCAGCACCUACAGGAACUUUGUGGGUCCUCCUCACAUCAAGGUCAUGUGUCGACUGCUGGGUUACCAGGGCAUCGCUGUGGUGAUGGAGGAACUGCUGAAGGUGGUCAAGAGUCUGCUGCAGGGAACCAUCAUGCAGUACGUGAAGACUCUGAUGGAGGUGAUGCCAAAGAUCUGCAGACUUCCUCGUCAUGAGUACGGUUCUCCAGGAAUCCUGGAGUUCUUCCACCAUCAACUGAAGGACAUCGUUGAGUACGCUGAGCUGAAGACGGUUUGUUUCCAGAACCUGAGAGAAGUGGGCAACGCCAUGUUGUUCUGUCUGCUGAGUGAACAGAGUCUGUCUCAGGAGGAAGUUUGUGAUUUGCUUCAUGCUGCACCUUUCCAGAACAUUCUGCCCAGAGUUCACGUCAAAGAAGGUGAACGUCUGGACGCUAAGAUGAAGCGCCUUGAGGCCAAAUACACAGCUCUUCACAUGGUUCCACUGAUCGAGCGUCUGGGAACUCCUCAGCAAAUAGCCAUCGCUCGCGAGGGCGACCUCCUGACCAAAGAGCGCCUGUGCUGCGGUCUGUCCAUGUUCGAGGUCAUCCUCACGCGCGUGCGCGGCUUCCUCGAAGACCCCAUCUGGCGCGGGCCGUUGCCUAGCAACGGCGUGAUGCACGUGGACGAGUGUGUGGAGUUUCAUCGUCUGUGGAGCGCCAUGCAGUUCGUCUACUGCAUCCCUGUGGGAGCGCACGAGUUCACUGUGGAGCAGUGUUUUGGUGACGGUCUUCACUGGGCCGGCUGUAUGAUCAUCGCUCUGCUCAGUCAACAGCGACGCUUUGACAUCCUGGACUUCAGUUACCACCUGCUCAAAGUCCAGAAACACGACGGCAAAGAUGAGGUCAUCAAGAGCGUGCCACUGAAGAAAAUGGUCGACAGAAUCCGAAAAUUCCAGGUGCUCAACAACGAGAUCUUCGGCAUCCUGAACAAGUACCUGAAGUCUGGAGACGGCGAGAACAUGCCAGUGGAACACGUGCGCUGCUUCCAGCCGCCGAUACACCAGUCACUGGCCAGCAGCUAGAGGGCACCGUGGACACCGUGGACCAGCGUUUGACGUUCCCAACACAAGUUUCCUCCUCAGGAGGUGGGGCCACAUUUGCUGCCUGGUGAUUAUUAUUAUUCUGAUGUUUUUGUAUUCAUUCACAAGUACGUGCCUUAUCACAAACAGAAAUGAUAUUUUUCUCUUUUAUAGAUGAAACUGUUUUAUACUUUGCAGGAUGUUUAGAGGAGGGAUGGGAAAGUAGUUUUUAUCAGAUGAAUAUUUAAAGGGUUUGCUGUGGUGAAGGAGAUUUAAUCUUUGCAUGUCGGAGCAGAAAUAACAAACAGAAAAGUUCACUCGUGUUAAGCAUUUAUUCACUCUGCCUUGUUUUAAAUCAUUUUAAUUCAAUAAAUAUGUAACAAAUC